GACGCAAAUCGCCUCUCACGGGUGUAGCGUGUUGCUCUUUGUUUUGUACUUGAUUCAACACCUGUUUGACGUUAGAACAACUGGCCGGGUCACUUUUGUGUGUUUGAAACAGUAGAGAUCUCUUGCUUUCGUUUAUACGUGUCAGUCAGUCCUUAAACUGAUUUUUCUAUCAGUCUAGGCGGGACGGUACUAAGCAGUUACAUACAUGAGUGUCUUUAAAAAGUCGUGGAAGGUUGCAUGCUUUAAGGUCAGAGGUGGUUGGAACCACUGCUCUAGAUAACAUUAUCUGUUACUUGUAACAUCUUCUGUAGUCAAAUGUUUUAAGGACCACUGCUUUCUUUGUCUGUGUCCGUUAUUGUGAGAGCAUGACAUGAAAAGAGUCCUCAUGGGAAAGGAUUUUCAUGUAACUUGAGGAAAAAUAAUUCUCUUUCGAAACUGGCCAGUAUUCAGUAACUGACCUGAAGUUCAAUUUAUUCACUAAAGUCAAAUUCUUACUUCAUAUUCGUGAGUGUCUCCUGAGAAGAAGAAAGUGCCAUGUUCAUCCAUGAAGAUUAAUUUGCUUGCAUGGUGUAACUCAUCCCAUCUUGUGUCGCUAACUCGCUAUAUCAAGGGACCAUCGGCUGUGAGGGACCAUGGGCAAGACACACGUGCUCUCAGUCGUCCUCCUUCUCCAGACUUCCAUCAUCUUGGGAGAUGAGGUGAAGUCAGCAUGUUCGUCUUGCAGUAAUGAAGCCUUGCGUAUUGAGAAACGUGGGGCCAUCGAGACAGAAGACCUUGACACGGAGACAGAAUGGAAUGGCAAGAGAGAGAGAGAGAUUACUAUUGUGGUGAACGUGGAGCAUAACAAUAAGUUUGCAAAUUUCACCUGGGAUGUGACGCCCGAGUUACCAGCCGUCUAUAUCAGGUUCGAGAAGGAGUACUCAUGAUGUCCUCAGAAAGAUUCUGUGAGUAAGUGGAUGGAGAAGAAGUCAACGGAUGCUAUUUACAAUCUUCUCAUGACUUCCUUCAAGAAGAUAGUGACGGUGAAGGUCGGUCACGUAACAAAGUCCGCCAGCAUCACAGGUCCUGCUAGAUUGCCUGGGAGAGAACUGGAAAACCUGACGUGCACGGACUGGUCUUGCGAGGUCGCCGUGGACCAUGACUGUAAAAAAGAUAAUGGUCCGAAUAUUCACGUCAAAUUUGUCCUGGAAGCAUGGAAUGAGACUCGCCAAAGCUUUUCUCCAGUCAAGACUGUUGAUCGUAACAUUACAAAGAAUUUCACAGCAAAAGUCUUGUGGAGGGACUUUGACCUGCGGCCUUUCACAAACUACAGUCUGACAGCCUAUCCUGCAAACAGCAAAGGAAAAAGGAAGAAUAAAUCGAUUUCUGAGAAAUUCACGACACCAGAAGCUCCACCAAACGUGACGAACUUGGUCGGCAGGCUACUGGAAGAAAAGAAUCAGAUACAGUUAAGCUGGAAGCCGAACGAUGAUUACUUCUCGAGACAAGGCGUUCGUUACUAUGUCUUGCUGUGUAACGACAACUGUGAGGACAUGCCUUACACCACCAACACCACAAUGACCAUCUCAUAUGAAGGACGGCCUGUCGCCACGAAAUACACUGCUGAGAUCAAAGCCUGCAUCCCCAAAUAGCUGUGCAGCGGCAAGGCGGAGAUCGAGCUAUGGACACCGCCAGAGUGGCCUGACAUUCUGGAAAACACGACAGAUGCUCACCCUCUCCCUGAGCCCACAGCCAACACCAUCACCAUCAGACUACCUGUAAUGCUUAACCCACCCGGAUGGCACUGGGUGUUGCUGAAGAAAUUCGAGGAUAAGAGAAGCAAGGCAUGGAACGAGAUCCUCCGGGAGAUGGCAGUGAAAAUAGUUCGCCAAAAGAAUGAAAA
This is a messenger RNA of Portunus trituberculatus (swimming crab), 1882 nucleotides long. RefSeq lists its product as uncharacterized. Gene Ontology annotation, molecular function: protein binding. The transcript is spliced from 10 exons. The record is from RefSeq and is a predicted model, not a curated record. The coding region runs from base 957 to 1631 and encodes 224 amino acids. NCBI's taxonomy places the organism in Eukaryota, Metazoa, Arthropoda, Malacostraca, Decapoda, Portunidae.